Molecule: messenger RNA, 248 nt
Organism: Racocetra fulgida
Lineage: Eukaryota; Fungi; Glomeromycota; Glomeromycetes; Diversisporales; Gigasporaceae
Source: the annotation of a GenBank genome assembly
GCAAAUAUACAACAGCAAUUGCUCAAGAACGUUUGGAAAACCCUUCAGAUCUAACUAAUUCUGUCAAUCUUCCACCUGUCCAACAUCUUGACGAAAAUGAAUUAUUAAAUCGAUUGAAAGAUGAGACUAAAGAACGUCAACUUGUUGAAAAUUAUGAAAUGGUUGGAACUGUAAGAGGUGGUGUAGCCGCAAAUGUUAAAUCGGCUGCCGACAAACUUGAAAAUGCUUUGAAAACUCAACAUAAAUAA